Messenger RNA from Babjeviella inositovora NRRL Y-12698, 2100 nucleotides. RefSeq lists its product as uncharacterized. The transcript has 2 exons. The coding region runs from base 1 to 2100 and encodes 699 amino acids. The record is from RefSeq and is a predicted model, not a curated record. Lineage: Eukaryota; Fungi; Ascomycota; Pichiomycetes; Serinales.
AUGUCCUUUGCUGUGCGUGCUAACGUGUCCUUGUUGGCGUCCACCAGCAGCGCGGAACUCAACGCAAAACGAACCGAUUUGCAAACUGAGUUGAUUUGGAACGACAUUGAUAUCGCCUCCCCCGUCUCUCAGAUCGAAAACCACACAGAGUCACCUCCGUUCACAUCUGCCAUGGAGCACCCGAAGUACACGUUACCCGGCGUGAUGCACUACUUGCAAACCGAGUUCACCAACAUGGAAAAGUACAAGAUCUUGAACAACUUGGAGUUACUGGAAAUGAAGUUCAAGAUCGCCAAGCUUGAGGGUGACAAGGCGUCAUUGCUCAAGAUCAAUUCCAGCUUGAACAGGCGAAUCGGCGAGUUGGAAACCAAGUGCGAGAGUUUGACCAUGACCAAUCUAAAACUCAGCUCGGAGCACACUCCCGAGGUGACGGAAGAAAAGCCCGAGGACAUGGAUUUGCAUAUCUCGUACGUUGAUUUGGAUCCGAUCAGAAAGUCGCGCGACAGUCUAGCCCGGUCGAUGAAAGAGAUUGUGUACCUUUUAAAAACGCCCGCCAUCGACAACUACGACUUGCUCCAUCUCAACAAGGAGUUGGACUUUUUCCCCGUGAAGGAAGAGGGUGAGACCGAACCCAGCUCGUUUUACCAGGCCCAGAGCCACGAAAUUGCCGGUAACGCUCAGAAUAACGCUCAGACCAUCCGCCGGGACAGCUCCGGGGACUUUCUCAGCGAAGAGUUGAGGAGCUUGAACCGCGAGCACCCGAACCCCUACGACUCAAGCAUGGAGGAUAUUGAGCUCAGUUUGAACCGCGACAUCGAUAACCUCAGCCUCCACAGAGACAUCGAGUCCGACGCUGAGACCAUCGUCGAGGACAUCCCCCAACCGUCCGUCAGUGCAAAAUCCUCGCCCGUGAAAAAGAAGAAGCCGUUCGAGGACAUUAUCAACGGCAAGGCCAAGGCAGAGGACGAUAACGUCUCUCUGUCUUUCCAGGUUCAGGUUAAGGGAGAGGUGGCAGAGUCUCUGUUAUAUGUGGAUCACAACAGCCACGAGCUUGUGGUGGCGCGCGAGUCUGGUGCCGUCACCACGUGGGAUCUUCAGAUUACCCAGAGCUGUGCCCAUCGCGGACUAGAGCUUCCUACCGGCACCAACCGCGCCUCACUGACAGUUUUGUCGGCUGAUGGCCACUUUUAUGUCCUUACAGGCGACUCAGAGUUGCUUGUAUAUGCUAAAAACACCCUGGAACCGAUUGCCCGCACAAAACUCGAUCUUCCGGAGGACUCUUACAUCUCUGAUGCCUCUGUAGACCACCAUACCUCCUCCAAGAAAAAGUACUUGAUUUUUGUCAACCACGGAUCCCAGAUUUUGUUGAACGAAGUGCAAGUCGUGGGCCCUGGGGUGGAUGUUUCCCGUGCCAAAACGAUCGAUCUUGAGGAGUUGUCAAUCAGCGAAGAGGCCACGCUUAAUGAAAAGGUGUUGACAGCGAAAAUGUUGCCAUUUCUCAACCAGAUCAUUGUUGCAACCACCCAUCGUUACGUGAAGUACGAUCUAGACACCAGGACCAUGUCACAUGUGGUUCCCAGCAUCUACCAGGUGUCUUCGAACACCAUUCCAGGGGAGACAGCGAUGUUUUUGCGCGCAGAAAUCUUGGAUAACGUAUUGUUAGUCCAGACAACCAAGCACGAACUCAUUUCGUACAACUUGCUGACGGACACGCGGAUCUACAGUAAAACUUUUGCGGCCGAUUUUGACGCGGACCUUAUGGGGUUGUCACUUAUUGGCGGUGAUGUGGGAAGCGAAAACGGCGAGCGGGGGCCGGACGACUUUGUGGUGAUUUUGACACUCCAUGGAAAUGUAUUCCGUGUUUUGACGAGCAAAUUUCAUCUCAUUCACGAGUUUGUGUAUAAUGGGAAGACGAACCAGUUGUCGGUGCCCACGAGGGCUCUGGGAGUGGUAUUCAAGUCGCGCAAUGGGAAUAAGAAGGUUAAGGGGCCAAUGGAGAAGGAAUUCCCAAUGACGUUUAUUAGGGCCGACGGAGAUUUGUGUGCGUUGGUUAUGGCUGGUGUCGGAGGGAAGACUGUAGUUAACGUGUUCCAUAUCUAA